Molecule: messenger RNA, 291 nt
Organism: Anoplopoma fimbria (sablefish)
Lineage: Eukaryota; Metazoa; Chordata; Actinopteri; Perciformes; Anoplopomatidae
Exons: 3
Coding region: 1-291 (96 amino acids)
Source: RefSeq, a predicted model, not a curated record
AUGGGGGGCCUGAUUACGGAGGGCUUUGUGGAUGUGCGGUGUCCAUCGAGACACUGGAUGUCCCGUGGCCACUCCUAUGAGGAGCCAACUGUGAGGAACCCGAAGUACUGCGUGGUUGGUGACUGUCAGAUGCUGCUUCUGAGCGAGGAGGUGCAGAUCCGUUCCUUGUUUUUGCAGGAGAGGCGCUCUGCGUCAUGCAAGGGCCAUCUUCUGCGACGCACCAUCAGCGUUCCGGUGGAAACGCAGUUCCCAAAAUUCCACAGCCAGCUGUCCACCGAGAGCGGUGAGUAG